Messenger RNA from Oryza brachyantha (malo sina), 1125 nucleotides. RefSeq names its product late embryogenesis abundant protein 76-like. The record is from RefSeq and is a predicted model, not a curated record. NCBI's taxonomy places the organism in Eukaryota, Viridiplantae, Streptophyta, Magnoliopsida, Poales, Poaceae. Bases 1 to 918 code for a protein of 305 amino acids. The transcript has 2 exons.
AUGUCCAGGCUGAUGGCCGCCGUGCUGCUCGGUGGCGCGCGCGCCGGCGCCGCCGCGGUGCAGGCCGGUAACGCCGCCGCGGUGGCGCUUCGUCCGAGGCCGUCGUACUUUGCCCCUCCCAGGCCGCGGCCGGCGGGGUGGAGCCGCCUGUGCCUGCAGGCCGCCCCGAGGUCAUCACAGGCGUACGGAAACGCGCCGGCGGACGACCGGAGGGACGUCGGGGAGAGGUACCGGGACGCGGCUGAGGAGGCGAAGGAGGCCACCGGCGACGCCAAGGAGCGCGCCAAGGGGAUGGCCGGGGAGGCCAAGGACACGGCGCUGGAGAAGGGCGGCCGCGUGGCAGACCGGGCGGCGGAGGUGGCCGACAGUGCCAAGCACGAGGCCAAGGACACGGCGUCGCGCGCCGCCGACAAGGCGGCGAACGUGACGGACCGGGCGAAGGACGAGACGCGGGAGAUGGCGCGCGAGGCCGCCGACAAGGCGGCGGACUUGAAGGACCGUGCCGAGGACGCGGCCGCGCAGGCGGCGGACAAGGCGAAGGACACGGCGAGGGCGGCGAAGGACGAGACGGCAGAGGCGGCGGAGGGGGCCAUGGAAAGCGCCGGCGAGGCCAAGGACAGGACCAUGGAGGGGACCAAGCACACCGGCGAGAAGGUGGCGGAGAUGACCAAGGAAGGCGCGAGGAAGGUGGUGGAGACGGCGCAGGCCAUCGGCGACAAGGCGAAGCAGACGGCGCAGGACGCGUGGGGUGCCACCAAGGAGGCGGCGAAGGGCGUCAAGGACACGGUCGCCGGCGAGACGAAGGUGGAGGAGCACUCGACGUGGGACGACGUCGACGCCGCCACCAAGGAGCGGGACAGGAUAGCUCAGGAGGAGAAGAAGAGGCAGGCCAGGGAGAAAGGCGCAGGCUUGCCUUAAACUGAAAAUGCUAACGAAGAAUGAACUGCUGCAUACUUUGCUGUUGCAUGCAUGUACUGAGCCAUCUUUUUAGCUGAAUUUUAGUCAGUUUAAGUUCUUUUGGUUGAAUAAUGUUGGCAAACUUUGAAGAUCUAAUAUCUGUAAUUGGAAGGAACAUAUUGAAGCUAUGCAAAUGUACUAAUAAUGUACACACUUGUUAUUGUUCUA